UAGUUCUAAACAUCCCAAUUCAUAGCCCACUCAACACCACCCAUCCUCAAACAGAAAAAUAGUAAUGGCAACCUCUCAAAUCCAGCAGUCAGCAUUUGCCGGCCAGACCGCAUUGAAGCAAUCAAAUGAGCUCAUCCAAAAGAUUGGAGGCCUUGGUGGUGGCCGUAUCACGAUGAGGCGCACUGUUAAGAGUGCCCCCGAAAGCAUAUGGUAUGGCCCUGACCGUCCAAAAUACUUGGGACCAUUCUCCGAGCAAACUCCAUCCUACUUGACUGGUGAAUUCCCAGGCGACUACGGAUGGGACACUGCUGGACUAUCUGCAGACCCCGAGACCUUUGCCAAAAACCGUGAGCUUGAGGUGAUCCACAGCCGAUGGGCAAUGCUUGGUGCAUUGGGCUGCGUCUUCCCAGAAGUCUUGUCCAAGAAUGGUGUCAAGUUCGGUGAGGCUGUUUGGUUCAAGGCCGGGUCCCAAAUCUUUUCAGAGGGCGGCCUUGACUAUCUUGGCAACCCAAACCUUGUCCAUGCCCAGAGCAUUUUAGCAAUCUGGGCUGUCCAAGUUGUCCUCAUGGGAUUUGUUGAGGGAUACAGAGUCGGUGGAGGACCACUUGGCGAAGGUCUGGAUCCACUUUACCCUGGAGGAUCAUUUGACCCACUUGGACUUGCUGAUGAUCCUGAAGCCUUUGCUGAACUGAAGGUGAAGGAACUCAAAAAUGGGCGGCUGGCAAUGACCUCAAUGUUUGGAUUCUUUGUUCAGGCUAUUGUCACUGGAAAGGGUCCUGUUGAGAACCUCUAUGACCAUGUUGCUGAUCCAGUGGCUAACAAUGCAUGGGCUUAUGCCACAAACUUCGUCCCUGGAAAGUGAACAAGCUUAAGUCGAUGCUUUUGAUCUGUAAAACUACCCAAACUUCUUGAUGUUGUUGUGGUUGUUUCUCUGGGACCCCAUUAGUUCUGAUGUAAAAUCUAUUUUCCAAAACAAGUUCUGAUGUAAUUUCUUAGUAGAAACUGCUUGUAUCAGAAUCACUUUAUCCAGUAAAAAUACCAAGCUCAUUUGUGGUUGAA
This is a messenger RNA of Rosa chinensis, 1059 nucleotides long. RefSeq names its product chlorophyll a-b binding protein 151, chloroplastic. Gene Ontology annotation, cellular component: plastoglobule; chloroplast envelope; chloroplast thylakoid membrane. The transcript is spliced from 2 exons. Gene Ontology annotation, biological process: photosynthesis, light harvesting in photosystem I; response to light stimulus. Lineage: Eukaryota; Viridiplantae; Streptophyta; Magnoliopsida; Rosales; Rosaceae. The coding region runs from base 65 to 862 and encodes 265 amino acids. The record is from RefSeq and is a predicted model, not a curated record.